This is a messenger RNA of Elaeis guineensis (African oil palm), 3505 nucleotides long. The record is from RefSeq and is a predicted model, not a curated record. NCBI's taxonomy places the organism in Eukaryota, Viridiplantae, Streptophyta, Magnoliopsida, Arecales, Arecaceae.
CACAAAAUCUAGUCCAAGGAAGCUUGGGGUAAAACAUGGCAGUCCAGCAAGAGAAGGUUUAUGUUGCUGUUGGGAAGGAUUUACAUCAAGGACUUGGAACUUUAGGGUGGGCUCUUAGGAACUGGUCUUCUCAAUCCGUUUCCUUUGUCAUCCUGCAUGUUAGCCAUGUCUCCAAGGAUUUCGUAUACACCUCAUUUGGGACGCUUCCAAUUAGUGCAGUGAAUGAUGAGAUGUUGGAGGUUUUUAGAACGAUGGAACAAGAUAGAGUAGACAAGCUCUUGGGCAAAUACAUGGCCUUUUGUAACAAAGUGAAAGCAGAAGUACUGAAGAUCGAGAGAUCUGAUGAAAGCAUCCAUAACACCAUCAUUGAGUUGAUAUCUAGUCUUCAUAUCAGAAAAUUGGCCAUGGGCAUCACAUUCACAAAAUCUUUGACACGGAAAGUGAAGGAUGAAACUAGUAUCCCAUAUUAUGUUCACAAGCACAAGCCGGAGUUUUGCGAUAUAUUCAUGGUAUGUGGAGGGAAGCUGGUUUUCCUUAGAGAAGAGAGAGAUGAAGGAGACUACUUUGAAGAUGAACAAGGAAUGAUGGUUGCAGAUCUCAGGAAGAAGUCCAAGGAAAAGUGCUGUAUUAAGGGGUGGCUGGGCAAGAUAUUAAUUGAUAGCAGUCUGUGUUGCACCGACCAUGGAUCUUCUCGUCAUUUUUCCUUGCCUCCUAACAUGCCAGAAGAAACUAGUAGAUGGGAAGAUCAUUGUGAAGAAAUCGAGAAUCAUAUCCAAUGGCUGCUAUCAUCAAACCCAGAAGGGUGGUUGGAGGAAGAGGAUAAAACCCUAUCACUUGGCUCCAUGGACCAGCCCAAGCUGGAGACUACGGUUUCUGACUUGCAGCCAAAGGGAAUUGAGGCCUUGAAAGCCAAGGUUGAGGAAGCUAAGAAGAUGGCGGAGGAGAAGAAGAUUGAAAUAAAAGCCGACGUUGAGAGACGGGGAAAAGCUGAACGGUUUACCUCUCUCUGUAAUCAAUGGGUUGAGGAGAUUGAAGCCAGCCUGAAAGAAGAAAUAGCCAAGCAAGCCAAGUUGAAGGAAGAGAUGGACAAAGUGAAAGACCAGGCAACAAAAGUCGCCGAUGAGGUCGCCGAGAAAGCUAGUACGUUAGAAUCGGUGCUCGGCCUUAACAAGGAUCUCACGAUGCAACUCGAGGCGUCCUCGUGGGAGAAGUCGCAGAUGGAGGCUAGAUUGCAGAAGGCGGUGUGCGCGAAGAAUGAGAUGGCUCGACAGGUGGAGGAGAUUCGCCGCCAAAGAGACAUGCUGUUUCAAAAGAUCAAGUAUUACAUGCAGAGAGAGGCGGUUGCAGCAGCCGAUGGUUCGAGCUGUGGUUACAGGGAGUUCACCGCCCGCGAGGUGAGGGACGCAACCGACGACUUCUCGGAGUGCAUGAUGACCUAUGCUGACACAGAGGGCACGCUUUACAGGGGAGUAAUUGGCCAUAUCACUGUGGCAAUUCAGUUCAAGACUGAGUUCAGUUUGCAGUCACCAGAUGGGUUCAAGGCCCAGAUGGAGUGGCUCUGCAAGAUCCGGCACCCCAACGUGAUCGCCAUGAUCGGCGCCUGCGUGGACCACCGGUGCAUCGUAUUCGAAUACAUGGAGGGUGGCACCCUCCACGACGCCCUAUUCUCAGCCUCCCUCUCCCGCCGUCCCACCGAAUCCGUUCUCCUCCCCUGGCACGCCCGCAUCCGCAUCGCCGCCGAGGUCGCCUCCGCCCUCGGCUUCCUCCACUCCUCUCGCCCCCACACCGCCGCCCAUGGCCGCCUCAGCUCCUCCCUGGUUUUCCUCGACCGCCACCUCUCCGCCAAGAUCGCCGGCCUCCGCCGCUCCUCCUCCUCCGCCGCCGCCGCCGCCGCCGACGUCGCUGCCCUCGGCGCGCUGGUCCUCCAGCUCCUCACCGGCAGGGAGGCUGCCGCCGGCGAGGAGGUGAGGCGGGCGAUAGGAAGGGGGAAUCUGAUGGGGAUCUUGGAUCGGACGGCCGGGGAUUGGCCGCUGGACCUCGCGGCGGACUUCGCGUGGGUUGGGCUGCGGUGUGCUGCGACGUCGGAGAAGGAUGGGGACAACGAAGAAGGCCAAUGGACGGCUGGGAUGGUGAGGGCACUGGAAGAUCUGAAGAAAAGGGCGGAGGAGAGGAGGCAGAUGAGGAUGGGUGAAGGACACCAGAAGAAGGAACAGGAGAUGCCCAAUGCGUUCCUUUGUCCCAUCUUACAGGUAUGCGAGUUACGGCGAGAUCUCUAAAGGAGAUGAUUCAGAAGAAGAAGAUCAAGGCGGCAUCUGGAUCUAGCGAUUCAUCUCGGCCACCAAAGAAGUUGAGAGAGGAGUCUCCUUCUCAGGUAUCGAGAAGUAUGCAGCCGCCAUCGUCGCUUCGAGUACCAUCACCAUCACCUCGAGUUCCACCGAAGCACUCAUCUUCGCCACCUUCCAUCGAAGUCAUCACGGUUGCGGCUUCUCCCUCGACCAAUGACGAUGUGGUGGUCAUCAAAGUGCCGGCAAGGUCGGCGGAAGCGGUCCCAGUCCUUUCGAUCCAAGCCAGAUUCGGAAGAAGCCACGAAGGUGCCGACAAGGGUAAGGCAUCGAUGCUUCCCCGUUUCACUGUCCGGACUAUGAUCCAGACAUGCCUUCAAGGGAGUCGAUAAUCACAAUUGGGAUGGUGCUUCAAAGCACCGAUUAGGUGCUUCAAGACUGCCGACUUGUCGAGGAGUUGGCAAGAAUGAUUAUGCUUCAUGUGGACUGGGAAGUCAGAAAGGCACACCCAAUCUUGGAGAUCCAGUCGGACGCUUACUUGUCGUUGAUCAGGGUAAGCGUCCAACCUUUCCUUAUUCAGUUUCUUUCUGAAUUAUUUUUAGCCGAGUAGAUGACUUAGCCAUUUCUUUUUUGUUUUGCAGAUGAUCCACGACAUUACAGUAUUGUUGGAAGGGUUGAUCAAAUCUGCUCAGAUCAACCACAACUUGGAGGACCAUGCCCAAACCACUCGUGCACGGACCGAGGUCUCCGACAAGCUCCUUCGAGCCAUUGAAGAGUAAGAGAGGAAGAGCAGAGAGAAGAUAUCUCUGUUGGAGGUCGAGUUGGCAAAUUCGGCGACCCAGCAGAGGAAAAAGAAGGAGGAGUUCGAGAGGUGGAAGGCCGACUAUCAGAAGGAGAUGGAUUUGACUGAGAGCGCCCUCACCGAGGAGAAGGAAAGGGUGCUAAAGGCUAAGAGGGCUGCCAAAGAGGUUGAGAAGACCGCCAUCGAACUUUAAGAAAAAUUGACGACGAUAAAAACUCGAGCCCAAGAAGUUGCUUCUCGGACACUGGCCGAGUUUCACGAUUCCAAGGAGUAUGAGGAUGAUCUCGCUGAUGCCCGUGCGGACGCAUUCCAGCUUGGGUUCGCGAAAUACAAGAAGCAAGUUUGCCAUCUCAUGCCCAAAGUAGACUUGAGCUCUAUACAACCCGACAAAGAAUUCAUGCGAUGAGGAAGCAGAGGCCGA